GUAGUUGGAGGCAAGGUAAAGAAACCAGGCAAGCGAGGUCGUAAACCAGCCAAAAUAGACUUGAAGGCAAAGCUUGAAAGAAGCCGUCAGAGCGCAAGAGAGUGCAGAGCCAGGAAGAAGCUGAGGUACCAGUACCUGGAAGAGCUAGUUUCAAGCAGAGAGCGAGCCAUCUGUGCUCUCAGAGAAGAGCUUGAAAUGUACAAGCAGUGGUGCAUGGCGAUGGACCAAGGGAAAAUCCCCUCUGAAAUAAAAGCCCUGCUAACUGGAGAGGAGCAAGGCAAAGCACAGCAGAACUCAACCAAACUUGCCAAGGCUGGGAAGAUAGAAGCAAACAGCAGCAAUCCCUGAGGACAGUGCCGACCCUUCCGCCCUGCAGCAGAGAGAUCGUGGUAGCUCACAGAAGAAAGCUGCUCUGAGAAGUGGAUGCAAACCCCAAUGCAGGGGAAGGAUCCCAGCCUGCUGUCUUCUCUUUGCUCCUCCCCACAUGAAACUCUUUGAUUAUGGUGUUCCUAAGCCUGUGUGGAGUGGGGCUUUUGGGGUAGUAGGUGUUUGUGUAAGUGAAGCCUUGUUUCUUCCUUUCAUGACACCACCCUC
Acanthisitta chloris (rifleman) is the source of this 594-nucleotide messenger RNA. It is a transcript of the gene CREBL2, whose product is annotated as cAMP responsive element binding protein-like 2. The record is from RefSeq and is a predicted model, not a curated record. The annotation marks the transcript as partial. The transcript has 3 exons. NCBI's taxonomy places the organism in Eukaryota, Metazoa, Chordata, Aves, Passeriformes, Acanthisittidae. Gene Ontology annotation, cellular component: nucleus. Gene Ontology annotation, molecular function: DNA-binding transcription factor activity. Gene Ontology annotation, biological process: regulation of DNA-templated transcription.